Messenger RNA from Camellia sinensis, 3909 nucleotides. It is a transcript of the gene XRN3, whose product is annotated as 5'-3' exoribonuclease 3. NCBI's taxonomy places the organism in Eukaryota, Viridiplantae, Streptophyta, Magnoliopsida, Ericales, Theaceae. Gene Ontology annotation, biological process: nuclear-transcribed mRNA catabolic process. The record is from RefSeq and is a predicted model, not a curated record. Gene Ontology annotation, molecular function: zinc ion binding; RNA binding; 5'-3' RNA exonuclease activity. Gene Ontology annotation, cellular component: nucleus.
AGGGGCAUCUCUGUCCCGCAACUAUAUAAUUUAUGCCCUAGUUCGCCGUUGCCCAGUCUUGAGAUAGAUUACUUUUACUUCCGAACUCAGACACAAAACCGCAGCACGAUAUCCCUUUAUUCGCAUAUUCCCCUCCCGUUGGGCUCUCCAACUCUAUAUAUCUUUCCGACUCUCUCUCUCUCUUCUAGGGUUUGUUUGUUUGGAUUGGUGAGAGAUCUGAUUGAAGAGGAGGACCUUGGUGAUCUGCAAUGGGAGUUCCAGCGUUUUACCGAUGGUUGGCGGAGAAGUAUCCGAUGGUGGUUGUGGAUGUUAUUGAGGAAGAACCUGUUGAAAUCGAAGGAGUUAAGAUUCCUGUCGAUACAAGUAAAUCUAAUCCUAACAACAUCGAAUUUGAUAAUCUUUAUCUCGACAUGAAUGGAAUUAUUCACCCCUGUUUUCAUCCCGAGGACCGGCCUUCUCCUACCACUUUUGAUGAGGUGUUCCAGUGCAUGUUUGACUAUAUAGAUAGAUUGUUCGUGAUGGUGCGACCACGGAAGUUACUAUUCAUGGCUAUUGAUGGUGUUGCUCCAAGGGCAAAAAUGAAUCAGCAGCGGUCUAGGCGGUUUAGAGCAGCGAAAGAUGCAGCAGAUGCAGCAGCUGAAGAAGGAAGAUUGCGUGAGGAGUUUGAGAGGGAAGGCAGAAAGCUCCCUCCGAAGCAGGAAUCACAAACCUGUGAUUCUAAUGUUAUCACUCCGGGAACUGAAUUUAUGGCUGUUCUGUCAAUAGCUUUGCAGUACUACAUCCAUCUAAGACUUAACAAUGACCCUGGAUGGAAAUCUGUUAAGGUUAUUCUUUCUGAUGCCAAUGUUCCUGGUGAAGGGGAACAUAAAAUUAUGUCUUAUAUUCGUCUUCAAAGAAACCUUCCUGGUUAUGAUCCCAACACACGCCAUUGCUUGUAUGGUUUGGAUGCUGAUUUGAUCAUGUUGGCUUUGGCUACCCAUGAAGUCCAUUUUUCAAUACUCAGGGAGGUUGUAUUUACCCCUGGACAACAAGAUAAAUGUUUCCUAUGUGGUCAAGCGGGUCAUUUAGCAGCAGACUGUGAAGGUAAGGCAAAGAGAAAGGCUGGGGAUUUUGAUGAGAAAGGCGAUGCUGAUGUCGUGCCCAAAAAGCCUUAUCAGUUUCUCAACAUUUGGACUCUUAGAGAGUAUUUGGAAUAUGAAAUGAGGAUUCCUAAUCUGCCUUUCGAGUUUGAUUUUGAGUGCAUUGUUGAUGACUUCAUCUUCAUGUGUUUCUUUGUGGGCAAUGAUUUUUUACCCCACAUGCCCACACUGGAGAUUCGCGAGGGUGCAAUUAAUUUGCUGCUUGCUGUAUAUAAGAAGGAAUUGAGGGCAAUGGGCGGGUAUUUGACUGAUGGUAGCAAGCCAAAUCUGAGCAGGGUGGAGCACUUCAUUCAGGCUGUGGGAUUGUAUGAGGAUAAAAUAUUCCAGAAAAGAGCUCGGUUGCAUCAGAGGCAAGCUGAAAGAAUCAAGCGUGGAAAGGCGCAAGCAAAAAGAGGAGAUGAUGUGGAACCUCAAGUUAAACCUGAGUCUCUUGUACCUGUUGCUCAUUUCCGUGGUUCUCGUCUUGCUUCGGGUCCUUCCCCCUCACCAUAUCAGCAGACUGGUUCCAAUUACAGUUCACCGAACUCAAUGUCUGUUAGAAAUGGAUGUCAAAAGCAGUUUGGAUCAUAUGACAAUAAACAAACUCAUGUCAGGGCUCAAAAAGCUGCACGUACGACUUCUGGGGCCACUGUUGGUGCUGCUAUUGUUGAAGCAGAGAAUAGUCUUGAGACGGAUGUACAUGAAAACAAAGAAGAAUUGAAGAUAAAGCUGAAGGAAUUACUUCGUGAAAAGUCUGAUGUUUUCAACUCUGAAAACCCUGAGCAAGACAAGGUCAAAUUGGGAGAACCAGGUUGGAAAGAGAGAUAUUAUGAAGAAAAGUUUUCUGCAAAAACUCCAGAGGAAGUUGAAAUGAUUCGGAAAGAUGUUGUUUUGAAUUACACAGAAGGCCUGUGUUGGGUUAUGCACUAUUACUAUGAAGGAGUUUGUUCCUGGCAGUGGUUUUAUCCUUAUCAUUAUGCACCAUUUGCUUCUGAUAUCAAGGAUCUGGACCAGUUGAAUAUAAGCUUUGAACUAGGUUCUCCGUUCAAGCCGUUCAAUCAGCUGUUGGGGGUCUUUCCAGCUGCAAGUUCUCAUGCACUUCCUGAGCAUUAUAGGAAAUUGAUGACCGAUCCAAACUCACCUCUCAUUGAUUUUUAUCCGUCUGAUUUCGAAGUGGACAUGAAUGGCAAGCGGUAUGCUUGGCAGGGUAUUGCCAAAUUGCCUUUCAUUGAUGAAGCCCGCCUUCUUGCAGAGGUCGAAAAAAUUGAACAUACGUUGGUGGAGGAAGAAGUGCGAAGAAAUAGUGUUAUGUCUGACAUGCUUUUUGUGGCACUAUCUCACCCCCUGUCUCCAUACAUAUUUUCUUUUGACGAUCGUUGUAAACAGUUGACAGAUAAAGAGCGGGCUGGAAUCAAGGAACAACUUGAUCCAAGGGCCAGGGCUACAUGCAGUGGUGGGAUGAAUGGUUAUAUAUCCCUUUGUGCUGGAGAUCCUUGCCCCCCAAUUUUCCGGUCACCGGUUUCUGGAAUGGAAGAUAUUAUGGACAAUCAAGUCAUAUGCGCUAUAUACAGACUUCCAGAUGCUCACAAACAUAUCACUCGACCACCAGCUGGGGUUAUAUUCCCGAAGAAGUCCGUUGAGAUAGGGGAUCUAAAACCUGAGCCCGCUUUGUGGCACGAGGAUAACGGAAGGAAGCCAUGGGAAAAUCGAAGGCAAGAUCCCCCUGGAAGCAUUUCUGGCCGGCAGCUAGGUGAUGCUGCACAUCGACUUGUAGCUAAUAGCUUACAGUUGAGGGCAAAUCCGAAUGGUUACAGCGAUCAGAUGCACGGCCCACCCCCCUACGUUGCUGCAUAUGGCCAACCUUAUUCCUCUUACCAAAACAAUAGAUUCCAUGAUCAGGAGCGCAAUAGGAUGGAUCCAUCUAGGACAGGCUAUCCUGCGGAAACUUCCCAGGGUCACCACCACCAGGCAUCAAAUAUCGCUGCAGUACGAAAUCACUAUGAUCGUAGUUAUGGUCAACCCAUUCCAUCAGCCACACAUGAUCCCUACAGUAGGCCCCAUCAUCAGUAUGAAAGGGAUUCCUACAGUAAUAGGUCCUAUCCUCAGCAUGAAAGGAACAACCGAUCUACUGCCCAACAUAGAGAACACCACCCCACACAGGGAUACUACCGUCCGGGAUUCCAACAAAAUGGUGGAAACAUGCAUCAGUAUCCUCAUCACGUAGUUCAAACUCCAAUCCCAGCAGGUGCCCAUUUUCAUCAACAGAGUGGAGGAUACAGCAAUACCUAUGGGAGCUACCAAUCUUAUGGAGCUGCAGGCUAUCAUCAUUCGAGUGGUAGCUGGGCUCCUCAGGUAGACCAGAGUGUUGGGAGAGGUUAUGGCCGUCCGCAACAAUCAGGCAACCAAUUUUCAGCAUUAAAUAGGGGAGCAAGGAGUAAGCCGCCACCGCCCUCGUCUGGUUAUGGCCGCUAGUUUCCUGAUUGCUUGGGUGAUUGUAGUUUUAACAAUAUGUUUUCAAGUGUUGAAUUGGUUUUUUUAACAAAAAUGUUCUUUUAUUUUUAUUUUUAUUUUUAUUUUUACCUUGUUUCUUUUUUAGAGCCGAUAGUUUAGAUCUGGGUUUUCAAUUUUAUUUGGUUAAUAGUUGUAUUAUUCACCACCUUCCAGGGUGAGCAGAGAAGAAAAUGUUGUAUUUCUCUUCACAUUGUACGCUGCUUGGUGGGAAACUUGGAUAAUAAGAUCCCAGUGUAUGUUAUUGUGAUGUUAUAGUCAUGUUUGAGACAUUUGGGGAUUA